Ixodes scapularis (black-legged tick) is the source of this 3830-nucleotide messenger RNA. RefSeq names its product NAD-dependent protein deacetylase sirtuin-2. The coding region runs from base 140 to 1480 and encodes 446 amino acids. The transcript has 17 exons. Gene Ontology annotation, molecular function: NAD+ binding. The record is from RefSeq and is a predicted model, not a curated record. Lineage: Eukaryota; Metazoa; Arthropoda; Arachnida; Ixodida; Ixodidae.
AUUGAUCGAGCAGUUGCGCGCACUCUUGGUUUUGUAGUGGUGGUUUAUUUUUCUUCCUCGAUUUGGACGAUGCAUGCACCGUGUGUCGCGAACGAAAUUAAAUUAGCGUGAUGCUCUUCGACUGAUAUCCGGCUUCGCCAUGGAAGAAGCUACCAAAUCGUCAACGCCUCCUGAGUUGGCAAAAUUGCUGCCGGAGCCGUCGUCGUCCGGCAGCGAAGAGAACACCCAAGCGACGGCUACAUCGACGCAACCUUCUCAAGUGUCGACCAAUGUUACGUCGUCGGCUUCAGCGUCUACCACGCAGGGGUCAGAAACCGGUUCCGCGACCUCGAAGGAGCCACGGGGUGAAGAUACAGAAGAAGGGGGAGACCUGUUGAGCAACUUGAGCCACUACUUCUACCAGAAGCUUGGCUUUGACACCGACGAAGAGGCAGUCCAUGUGUUGGAGGAACCCACGCUCGAUGGCAUCGUGAGGUACAUCCACGGCAAAAAGUGCAAGAACGUCAUCGCCAUGAUCGGGGCCGGAAUCUCCACAGCGGCUGGCAUUCCAGACUUCAGGAGCCCCACGAGCGGCAUCUACUCCAAGCUCGGCAAAUACAACCUGCCCUCCCCGGAGGCCAUCUUCGAAAUCGGCUACUUCAGGCGGAACCCCGCCCCCUUCUACUCAUUGGCUAGGCAGCUCUUUCCCCAGGACCUGAAGCCGACGCUGAGCCACUACUUCCUUCGCCUCGUUCACGAGAAGGGGCUCCUGCUCAGGCUGUACACCCAGAACAUUGACGGCCUGGAACGAGUGGCGGGCGUCCCCGUAGAGAAGAUAGUGGAGGCUCACGGCACCUUCCACACCUCGCACUGCAUCAACCCGGCGUGCAACCGGAUAUUUACCCUCGACUGGCUACGAGACAAAAUUGCUAAAGACAUUGUCCCGUUCUGCCCCGUGUGUUCGAGCGUCAUCAAGCCAGAUAUUGUGUUUUUUGGAGAACGACUGCCCGAGCGUUUCUUUGAGCUGUCCGAAGAGGACUUUGCCAGGUGCGACCUCCUGAUCAUCAUUGGCACCUCACUGCAAGUGCAGCCCUUUGCGGGACUGGUUGACAAGGUCCACAACUCGAUCCCUCGUCUGCUGAUCAACCUCGAGAAAUGCGGUCAAGGGAACCUCAUGAGCAAGAUCCUGGGCCUGGGCUGCGGCCUCGACUUCGACUCGGAGGCAAACUACAGGGACGUGGCAUUGCUGGGAACGUGCGACUCGGGCUGCCGCCUGGUGGCCGAUCGUCUGGGCUGGAAGGACGACUUGAGUCGGCUCAUCGAAAAGGAGGAAGCUGCACGAAUAGCACUGGUGGAAGCCACUGCGGCCGCCAAAUUGGCUGCAGAAGAAGCCACGGCUGCGGCUACGGCUGCUGUAAAGCAACAGCUUCAGAAGCAACAGCAGCAGAAACACGAAGAGGAAUCUGAAAAGAAAGCUGUGGCAGCUCCCAGCAAGCCAUGAGAAUGAAGUCUCAGUGCCUGCUGUACCCUUCAGACGAACCCCUGCAGACAUCCUGCAUCACCAGCAGCACUUCAGAAGACAGCUGAAGUUCUUGCCCCUGAUGACCAAGAAGCAGUAAAUCGAAUCCCCAGAUUUUUUAAAACUUUUUUUCCUUGUGUUGACAGUAUGGGGCCGCUUCCACUUCUGUGUGCGUCUUAGAUUGCCUCACGCAUUUCGGCACUCCAUCGAUCGUUUUGAGAUGAAACACUGUGCCAAUAGGCAUUCUUUUUUUUUUUUUUUUUUGUCUUCCAAGGCAUGCUGGUUGCUACAGUCUCACUGUAAUGCUUUGUUUCGGCAGUCGUAUCUGUAAGCCACACACAUUCCCCUGUCAAGCUGCAGCCUUUAUGACCGAGGACCAUACCACAAAGUUAAAAAUGCAGCCAUCGUAACCCAGCAUCCUACAAAGAAACUGCGGUAACCUGCGAGCGCUCGGACAACAUAAGCAUUUGUCAGUGACCAGCGCGGUGAAAUGCAUACUGUAACGCAGAACCCGCAUCGCAUGCACAGUUGGAACUACAACGAAGUCCCUUCAAUCCCUCAAUAGAACUUGCAGGUUGCCUGCGUGUACGACUUGAUGACAAACAGUUUAAGAGUGCUAGCUUCUUUCUCUCCCCGCUAUUGCAACAUAUCAGGGUGUGAGGCGUCGUUGCUUCCGCAAUUGGGAAAACGGUCUUGGCUUGCUGCGGUGGUAAUCGUAGAGAGCAACCAAUGUUAACGUGUGCUGCAGUCCAUGUCGGGCUCUCUUGUAUAGUAGUAAACCCAAAACGUUAGUGGAAAAAACCCCGUUUCGACAAUCUCUUUGCCGGUCUCGAAUACGAGUAGCCUACCUCUCAAAGUGUCGUGCAAUAAGAACUGAAAGUUGUCCGUUGUCUUCUUGCUGCCGUUAUAGAUUACAUAUCCUUGCCCGAUGUACACAAAGUUAAAGGUGUCUGUUUGUCGUCCUGCGGUCGCCAUACUGCUAUACAAUGGGGUGUGUUGCUUGUUUUGUCUUGUGCACUGUAUUUUUUUUUUAUUAUUAUUAUUAUUAUUAUUAUUAUUAUUAUUGCAAUGGACCUUUUUUUAGGGUUAUUGUAGCCUCUCCUAAUAAGUACUGAGAGACGUCUUCUGGGUAUCUCGGUAGUUAAUUACUUUAGCGACGUUCCUCGGCGAGUCUGCCGUCGAAAGCGGUCUUUGAUGUUGUGCGUUUUCCACAAAUACUAGUGAGCACAAAAUUGAAAUCGAGAGGGAUCGGUGUGAGGGAGUGAUUGUCCAGCAGACAAAAAGGUGAAUGGAAGUGUGCUGCAAUAGUGAAACAGCUUUGCAAAGCGCAAGGUGUAAGCUGCCGACAUUCCGGCUGGGUUACCACCCAUGUUUGCGACACCACACUGCCGUAUGCGACGAUUUGGCCCCUCCUGCCGCCAAUUGCUCUCCUUUGAUUUCACCUUGAAUAUCAAUGAACAUGUCAGUUACCUUGACUUUCGUUAGGAUUUAUGGUUAACGUAAUGCUGCCCGUAUUGCCCAUGCUUACAAUUGGAACUAUAGAAAUGGUUCUUACUUCGAACUAAGAUUUUCAUCCGCAUGAGAGUUUGAAAAGAGUGCUUUGUGCGUACUCACUCUAAUGUGCAAGCCGAGUUGGAUCUGCUUUUAUUUUUACAUGCAUGUAUUGAUGUGCCUUUCCCUUCUAGUUUGAGGCAGUACAGGAUGUAAGAAUGGCCAGAAACAAAGAUAAGUGAAACGAUUAAGCUUAUUUUGGCAUUGGUAGAAGGCUGUUCUUAGUAUAGUUAGAAUUUCAAAGCCAAAUUCGCACAGCAAGUUGCACAAACUUCUCUUCAUAAGAGAAUCAAAAGGCUGAACAAAAUAUAUUUCCUCACUCUUAUAAAUAUUUUAUGGGUUUCUAUUUUGAAAAUGAGGUAUCGGGCUUGGUGCUAAAAACCAGAUUAAACCACCAACACAUCUCAACACUUUGCAUUUGUGGUAGAGAUUGAAUCCCUAUGUAAACGUUGAAGGCUCCUCCCAUACAGUUCCUGCUCAUGGUUUGUUGCGUACCAAAUAUUGUUUAAUGUCCAAUGGAAUGAGGCACUACAAGAGUACGACCAAGAGAACGACCGUCAGAUUUUCAAAUGCACAUCAUUACGGCCUUCAUCAAACUUCUGGGAUUUCGAGUAUAAUGGUGGGCUUCCACAGGGGUACCGUAGUAUAUGUAUUUGAGUUCCUAAGGCUUCCUUAUUCUAUUGCUUCCUUUGUGCGUGUUCACGACGGUAGCCUGAAACUUGUAUGCGUUUGUGCAAUUAUUGGGCCCGUUUCUGUUGUGAAUAAAGUAUGGUUACUUUUA